Molecule: messenger RNA, 1758 nt
Organism: Aspergillus mulundensis
Lineage: Eukaryota; Fungi; Ascomycota; Eurotiomycetes; Eurotiales; Aspergillaceae
Exons: 2
Coding region: 1-1758 (585 amino acids)
Source: RefSeq, a predicted model, not a curated record
AUGGCAUCGCAGCAAAAGGCCGCUGGUCUCCCCUCAAAACCUCCGCAAGGUAUUCCACGCCCAUUGCGCCCACUGCAACACAAGCUUCCCUCCUCCAUUCACCAACGCACCUUUCCACAACUGCAGCGAGUUUCGCAUGAUCGCGUGGAGCUGGGAAAUGGAUCGAACGUUCCAAGCACUAGACCUGGCUGCCGCUGCCCUCGCUGCGGUUCGCCGCGGGGUCACCGGCCAGGCUGUGCUGAUUUCAACAUCGCCAACGAACGCAAAGAACACAAGGAACUCGAGCGCAAGAAAGCCAUCAAGCAGAACCAGUACGAGGCGUCUCGUGGAGCUGGACUCAACGUGCCAGUGUCUGCUGCUGAUGCUCCGUACGGCCUUGCCAUCUACCCUCCUGGCUCUGCUCCCCCUCCUCCGUCUGCAUGGCCAGCUGCCGUGAUCGAUCUGACCGAUGAUACUCCUGCGACUUUUGCCUCGUCCUUCCUGAACACUGAGCCAGCGUUAUCCCGAAUUCGUCAGAACACAUCUGCGGCAGAAGCCCCGUUGUCUGCUACAGUAUCCAGCUCAAACGAGAACCAUCAGCCGCUGUUCCCGCCUCGCCGUUCAGAGGAUGAUGCCUCUUCCGCGCCUUAUUCUCCCCCUGCGGCUAUCCCCCAUAGCAGUCCCACCUCCUACCAGCCAACAUCGGCUACUUCAGCUGGCACACCUGCGUUGUUCGGACAUCGCGACACCUUCCCCUUCACUCUGGCUGCCCGUCAUCGUUCACCAUUCGACCUGAGCUCCGGACUUCCCUCGCCAGAUGACUCUUUUGCAUCGUUCACUGAACCCGCUACUUUCGCCGCGGGGAGAGUGUUUCGCCUGGAACCGCGUCGCUUCUCUCAGACCCCGACCCAGCGCCUAUCUCUGGUGGAUCGACGCCCUGCGCUUGCUCCGUUUGCAUCCCAGACCUUCUCCAGACAACAUGUCCCAGUCACAAUCGGCCCUCGUGCAGAGGCGCCCGCGUCCGGACCUUCUCGCAUGCCCACCUCCACUUCCGAUCCUCGCCUCAACACAAAUGGAAAACGGUCUUUCGGAGACUCCUUCGAAAACGAUAGCCUUUUCGUUUCUCCUUCUCCGACGGAGCCUCGUCCUCUCUUCGAUCUCCCUCCUACGCCCCCCCGCGCCGGCCCCCCCGGUGCGCUCGAACGUGCGAAAGAUACUCCCGAUGCAAACGCGAACUCGUACCGACCUUCGCUCUCGCAGCCGACUGGUACUGGAAGACGUGUCUGCCUGUUCACCAACACCUCCGCCAAGCGUACCGGUAUGCCCACACCUCCUGCCGCCAUGAAUACCGCUCCCCCGGCACCCGCCUGGCCUGCGUCGACUUCGGUUUCCACUUCCACUUCCGCAACCAGCUCGGGCAUUCCGGCGUUUACAUCGGCUGUUCCUGCCUCGUCGCAUCCUGCACCCCCUGUCCUUCCCCGCCCUGUACCCGGGUACGUCUGGAUCGGAAGCGGCUGGCAUGGACCCGUUUGGACGUGUGCCUUGCCUGCUCAUAUGGGCGGGAAUCCGGGCGAUAUUCGUGCGCGUGCGGAUGGAGGGGAUCAGAUUGCGUCUGCUAAGAAGAAGAGAAAGGGUAGCUUUUUCGAACUUGCUGAUGCCACUGAUGAGUCUGAGAGUGAAGGGGGGGUGUCAUCUGAGGAACCAGUGGCGUCACCUAAGAAGGUAGUUCGCCUCAAACUCAAUCCUCGCCCCAGGCCGCCCCGUGAGUCGUUCAGGUGA